AUGCUUGGAGUAAUCCACACUGGGGAGAAACCAUACAAAUGCUUGGAGUGUGGAAAGAGCUUCAGCACGAGUGGAGCUCUUACUUCACACCACAAAACCCACACUGGGGAGAAACCACACAAAUGCUUGGAGUGUGGAAACAGCUUCAGCAUGAGUGGAGCUCUUACUCGACACCACAAAACCCACACUGGGGAGAAACCACAUAAAUGCUUGGAGUGUGGAAAGAGCUUCAGCACGAGUGGAGAACUUACUUCACACCACAAAUCCCACACUGGGAAGAAACCAUACAAAUGUUUGAAGUGUGGAAAGAGCUUCAGCCAGAGUGGAGCUCUUACUCAACACCACAAAACCCACACUGGGGUGAAACCACACAAAUGUUUGGUGUGUGGAAGGAGCUUCAGCCAGAGUGGAACUCUUACUCGACACCACAAAACACACACUGGGGAGAAACCAUAU
This is a messenger RNA of Hemicordylus capensis (graceful crag lizard), 456 nucleotides long. RefSeq names its product zinc finger protein 79-like. Gene Ontology annotation, molecular function: RNA polymerase II cis-regulatory region sequence-specific DNA binding; DNA-binding transcription factor activity, RNA polymerase II-specific. NCBI's taxonomy places the organism in Eukaryota, Metazoa, Chordata, Lepidosauria, Squamata, Cordylidae. Gene Ontology annotation, biological process: regulation of transcription by RNA polymerase II. The transcript has 2 exons. The annotation marks the transcript as partial. The record is from RefSeq and is a predicted model, not a curated record.